Candoia aspera is the source of this 561-nucleotide messenger RNA. It is a transcript of the gene ETFRF1, whose product is annotated as electron transfer flavoprotein regulatory factor 1. Bases 70 to 324 code for a protein of 84 amino acids. Gene Ontology annotation, cellular component: mitochondrion. The transcript is spliced from 3 exons. Gene Ontology annotation, biological process: respiratory electron transport chain. The record is from RefSeq and is a predicted model, not a curated record. Lineage: Eukaryota; Metazoa; Chordata; Lepidosauria; Squamata; Candoiidae.
CGCAGGCGGCUGGGCAGGUAAAUAUGCCAGUCUACAAGACUAAAACAGGCGUACAUCUCAACUGUCAGCAUGGCCAACCCUCUCAGAUAUGAAGUAUUGAAUCUUUACAAAAAACUACUGUAUCUCGGAAAGGAAUACCCCAAAGGGGCUGGCUACUUCCGAACCCGACUCAAGGCAGCUUUCCUAAAAAACAAGGAAGUGAAGGAUCCCGAAGAAAUAAAAAAACUGAUUGCCCGAGGGGAGUUUGUCAUCAAAGAACUGGAGGCGUUGUAUUUCCUGCGGAAAUACAGAGCUUUGAAACAACGUUACUAUGAGGACAGUUGACCACCAAUCGGCCGUAAAGUCUGAAAGGCAUGUGUAGCCCGUAGGUUAAAUCGGUGCUUCUCAAACUUGGCAACUUUGUGAUGUGUGGAUUUCAACUCCCAGAAUUCCCCACUCCACAUGCUGGCUGGGGAAUUCUGGGAGUUGAAGUCCACACAUCAUAAGGCUGCCAAGGUUGAGAAACACUGGGUUAAAUUGUCAUUGAUCAGCCUGUAAUAGCAAUAAAAUCGGUUGAAUGAU